Molecule: messenger RNA, 2597 nt
Organism: Homarus americanus (American lobster)
Lineage: Eukaryota; Metazoa; Arthropoda; Malacostraca; Decapoda; Nephropidae
Product: endoglucanase 15-like
Exons: 16
Coding region: 35-2140 (701 amino acids)
Biological process (GO): carbohydrate metabolic process
Molecular function (GO): hydrolase activity, hydrolyzing O-glycosyl compounds
Source: RefSeq, a predicted model, not a curated record
CCUUCCUCCCGCAGUUGUUUCUUCCCCAUCAGACAUGGCUGGUAUCCCGGUGAAGACCUGCUUGCUGGGGGCCUUCACUCUCACUCUCCUCCAGACAGGGGCAGCAGUGACUCAGUGUGACAAUGUGGUGAUCGUCAACGAAUGGCAGACCGGAUACCAGGCAAACUUUGUUGAUAAAGCUCCUGUGGAUAUUAAGCCUGACAAUGGUGGCCUAACUAUGCAGUGGACUUUCAGCGCCCCCGUAACUUUCCUGGAGUUUUUCCAGGGACCGACGGUCCAGGUAGAUGAACGACACUUUACCCUCACCAGCCAAACUGUGAAUUUGCACGAAGACGAUGACUUUAUUUUCACCUUCCUGGUUCACUUCGCUGGAGAUAAAGCGAUUCUCGUUAGUGAGACGUUGAACGGCAUCCCCAUCUGCAAUGCCACGGGUACCACACCUGUGCCUGUGGUCACCACAACUGAGCCCGUUGUCAUUACAACUGAGGCAGUGAUCACUACAACUGAGGCCGUGAUCAGUACAACUGAGGCAGUGAUCACUACAACUGAGUCUGUGGUCACUACAACUGAGCCCGUGAUCACUACAACUGAGUCUGUGGUCACCACAUCUGAGACCGUGAUCACUACAACUGAGCCCGUGAUCACUACAACUGAGCCCGUGGUCACUACAACUGAGCCCGUGUACACGACGCUGACGCCGGAGGAUAACCCCUGUGAAGCAACUGGUAUGAAGCCGUACGACUACAGUCAGGUGCUAUGCAUGUCGUACUUGUUCUACGAGGCCCAGCGGUCAGGUCCUCUGCCUUCCGAUAUGCGCAUCACCUGGCGCGGCAACUCUGGUCUUGACGAUGGCUCUGACAACAACGUAAACCUUACUGGCGGCUACUACGCUUCUGGUGACCACGUCAAGGUCGGGUUUCCAAUGGCUUACACGGCCACUGUACUGGCUUGGGGACUCAUAGAUUUCGCUGACGGCAUUAAGGCUGCAGGUCAGACGGAGUACGCUGAGGCAGCGCUCAAGUGGGCCACCGACUACUUCCUCAAGGCUCACACUGACGAAUACCAAAUCUGGGGUCAGGUGGGCUCCAGCGAAAUUGACCAUGCAGCCUGGGUACGACCUGAGGACAUGACCAUGGAGCGACCUUCCUUUGUAAUUGAUGAGGAUCACCCAGGAACUGAGUUGGCCGCUGAGACAGCCGCUGCCUUGGCUGCAGCAUCCAUGGUCUUCUGGAGAGACCAUACAGCUUAUGCUGCAAAUCUUCUGGACGUGGGUAUGCAACUCUACUACUUAGCCAACACUUACCGUCAGAGCUACGACAUCUCUAUCCCGGAUGCUAAAAAUACCUACCCCUCGGUUACGGGGUACGGUGACGAGCUUUGCUGGGCCGCGCUAUGGUUGGCUCGAGCCACACGUGAUCCCAGCUACAUCACUAGCGCCCGAGACCAUUGGGACGAGUUCAACUUCUUAAAUGAUAGUCAUACCGAAUUCUCCUGGGAUGACAAGAGGCCAGGAAUAUAUUCACUCUUCUGGUUGCUGGAUAACUCCAACGUGUAUUCUGACGCCCUCAAGAGUUAUUUGGACUGGCUGAAGAACGAAGCACCGUACACCCCGGAGGGUCUUGUUUUCCUUGGCGACAAGGGUUCCAACGGUUACGCUGCCAACGCCGCCUUCAUCUCCCUCUUUACGGCCAAGAAUGGUAUGGACACAGAAGCUAACCACAAGUGGGCAAGGGAACAGAUCGGUCAACUGUUGGGCGACAACUCCCGUUACAGCAGGUCAUUCGUGGUGGGCUACGGCAAGGACCCCCCUCAGAGGGUCCAUCAUCGUGGCAGGUUCCCCCCAGCAGUUAAAAGAUCUCGACAUCUUUUGAACUCCCCUCUCGAGAGAGCCAGCCAGGGUUACCACCCCAUAAUUGUAACCCCUCCCGAGCACAAAGCUUCCUGCCUGCCUCCAGCACCAGAAGGCGCGUUCAACAGCCCCGACCCCAACCCAAACAUCAUCUACGGUGCUCUUGCUGGAGGACCAGCCGAGAACGGCGACUACGUUGACGAUCGCCAGGACAACGUUCACAACGAAGUGUCCUGCACUUACAACGCUGCCUUCAGCGGGGCUCUCGCCGCUCUCGUCGAGAUUAGUUAAGCUUCCCGACGUGUUUCUGGACCUCGUCUUAGGACUUGGCUAAUACGCCUUGCAUUUUUAUUAUAAAUUUCCCCCUUUCUUUUGGAUUUUUUCCUAUCAGAUUUUGACACAUUGGCAGUCGUAAUGAAGGCAGAAGUAAUGUAAUGCCUUUCUAACAUUUCUUACACGGCGUACACUACUGUACUGAAUACUGUAACUAGUUUUGGUUUAUCACUGGAAUUUUUUUCAACUUUUCCCACGAGUUUUGACUAAACGCACAUCACCAGUAAAAAUAAGGAAGACAUUGUUUCCCUGAACUACAUCUGCACAUUGGCAUAUUUUCAGGAUGAAUUCCUUAUAACAUAUACUUUUUUUCUAUAUGUUUCUCUGUAUAGAUGAUGGAUGGCCCAGUGUAUGUAUAUACUCUGUAUAUGAGCUAAGUCAAAUUUUGAAUAAAUAUAUCAUCAGUUUCUCACAA